AUGUCUUCCCCCAUCACUGCGGCCCGCUACGGCAAGGACAAUGUCCGAGUAUACAAGGUCCACCGGGACGAGAAGACGGGCGUCCAGACCGUCGUCGAGAUGACCGUCUGUGUUCUCCUGGAGGGAGAGAUUGACACCUCUUACACCAAAGCCGACAACAGCGUCGUCGUCGCCACGGACUCCAUCAAGAACACGAUCUACAUCCUGGCGAAGCAGAACCCCGUGACGCCGCCGGAGCUCUUCGGCUCGAUUUUGGGCAACCACUUCGUGACCAAGUACCCGCACAUCCACGCGGCGCACACCUCCAUCGUCACGCACCGGUGGACGCGCAUGACCAUCGACGGCAAGCCGCACCCGCACAGCUUCCUGCGCGACGGCGAGGAGACGCGCAACGUGCAGGUGGACGUGGUCGAGAAGGCCCAAAGCAUCGGCAUCGACAUCCGCUCCUCGCUGGCCAAGCUGACCGUGCUCAAGAGCACCAACUCGCAAUUCUGGGGCUUCGUGCGCGACGAGUACACCACCCUGCCGGAGACCUGGGACCGCAUCCUCAGCACCGACGUCGACGCCACCUGGCAGUGGCAGCGAUUCGCCGGGAUCGAGGCCGUCCGCGCCGCCGUCCCCCGCUUCGAUGCCACCUGGGCCGCCGCCCGCGAGAUCACCCUCAAGACCUUCGCCGAGGAUAACUCGGCCAGCGUCCAGAACACCAUGUACAAGAUGGCCGAGCAGAUCCUCGAGCGGCAGCCCCUGCUCGAGACGGUGGAGUAUGCGCUGCCCAACAAGCAUUACUUUGAGAUUGAUCUGAGCUGGCACAAGGGUCUGAAGAACACCGGCAAGGAUGCCGAGGUGUAUGCGCCCCAGAGUGGACCCAAUGGUCUCAUCAAGUGCACGGUUGGUCGCAAGUCCAAGGCCAAGUUGUAG
Messenger RNA from Aspergillus brunneoviolaceus CBS 621.78, 918 nucleotides. Its product is annotated as urate oxidase. Gene Ontology annotation, biological process: urate catabolic process; purine nucleobase catabolic process. The coding region runs from base 1 to 918 and encodes 305 amino acids. The transcript has 3 exons. Gene Ontology annotation, molecular function: urate oxidase activity. Lineage: Eukaryota; Fungi; Ascomycota; Eurotiomycetes; Eurotiales; Aspergillaceae. The record is from RefSeq and is a predicted model, not a curated record. Gene Ontology annotation, cellular component: peroxisome.